GAGGCUUCAGCUGGGGGCUGCGCGCACUGACGUACUGACCUUUCAGUCUCCUUCGGGUCUGCGCUAGAGAGCAGUACUCGUCCCAUCAUGGCACCAAGGAAGUUCUUCGUGGGGGGGAACUGGAAGAUGAACGGGGAUAAGAAGAGCCUAGGCGAGCUGAUCCACACCCUAAACAGCGGCAAGAUCCCGGUGGACACUGAGGUUAUUUGCGGAGCCCCCUCCAUUUACCUUGAUUUCACGCGUCAGAAGCUUGAUGCAAAGAUUGCGGUUGCAGCACAAAACUGUUAUAAGGUGCCAAAGGGAGCUUUCACGGGAGAGAUCAGCCCAGCAAUGAUAAAAGACAUUGGAGCCACCUGGGUGAUCCUGGGCCACUCAGAGCGAAGACAUGUUUUUGGGGAGUCUGAUGAGCUGAUUGGGCAGAAGGUGGCCCAUGCCCUGGCUGAGGGUCUUGGUGUCAUCGCCUGCAUUGGCGAGAAACUGGAUGAGAGAGAAGCUGGCAUCACAGAGAAGGUGGUUUUUGAACAGACCAAAGUGAUUGCUGAUAACGUGAAGGACUGGAGCAAGGUGGUUCUUGCCUAUGAGCCAGUUUGGGCAAUUGGAACCGGUAAAACUGCAACUCCCCAGCAGGCUCAGGAAGUUCAUGAGAAGCUGAGGGGGUGGCUAAAAAGUCAUGUGUCUGAAGCUGUCGCUCAGUCCACUCGGAUCAUCUAUGGAGGUUCAGUCACAGGUGGUACCUGCAAGGAACUGGCCUCCCAGCAUGACAUAGACGGCUUCCUCGUUGGUGGCGCCUCCCUCAAGCCUGAAUUCCUGGACAUUAUCAACGCAAAACACUGAACCGAUCCAUAGAUCCCAAAAGGGAAAACUGUCAUGGAGGGGAAGGAAGGAGAAAUAAAGAAACUAUAAGGAAGCUCACCCCUUGCCCCUUCACCCAUGACUCCUCUCCCCCCAUUCACUGUAACUGUUCCUGCUGCUAGCUGCUGUCACCCUGCUGGAUUCUGAUUGGCAGAGAGCCUUUUUCCAGAGGCAGGGUUUUAUUAGUCUCCACCUCUUGCCUACCCUCCCACCCUCUUAAGUGGGCAAAAUUCAGUGUAAGCUUGUGGGUGGGUCUGGCUGGCUGUGCCCAUGUGCCUGGUAAACCAAUCAGAGUCCAUGGCCUGUCUCUGUCCCUCCCUUCCAUCCAUCUUCCUUUGCAGUGGUGCCAGUGCUGCAAUAAGGAGGUCACUUGGGCUGGGGAGAGGAGAGGAGGAAAGGCUGCCUCUUGCACCAGGCAGCCUGUGGUUUGACCGGAUGGGAGGGAGUGCCUGGCAGCUGACAUCCCUGUGAGACAUUGUAGCUUUUCCAUGUCCCUUAACAAACACUGAAUAGAAAUAAACAUGUGGCACCGGA
This is a messenger RNA of Emys orbicularis (European pond turtle), 1386 nucleotides long. RefSeq names its product triosephosphate isomerase 1 (gene TPI1). The transcript is spliced from 7 exons. Bases 88 to 834 code for a protein of 248 amino acids. Gene Ontology annotation, biological process: glyceraldehyde-3-phosphate biosynthetic process; glycolytic process; glycerol catabolic process. Gene Ontology annotation, molecular function: triose-phosphate isomerase activity. Gene Ontology annotation, cellular component: cytosol. Lineage: Eukaryota; Metazoa; Chordata; Testudines; Emydidae. The record is from RefSeq and is a predicted model, not a curated record.